AAGAAGUCGCUGCUGCCGCUGUGGCUGCAGGUGAUCCUGAUCGCCGGGCUGCUGGUGCUGUCGGGGAUGUUCAGCGGGCUCAACCUGGGGCUGAUGGCGCUGGACCCCAUGGAGCUGCGCAUCGUGCAGAACUGCGGGACCGAGAAGGAGAAGCGUUACGCCCGGAAGAUCGAGCCCAUCCGCCGGAAGGGGAACUAUUUGCUCUGUUCCCUGCUGCUGGGUAACGUGCUGGUUAACACCACGCUCACCAUCCUCCUCGACGACCUCAUCGGCUCCGGCAUCGGCGCCGUCGUCGCUUCCACCAUCGGCAUCGUCAUCUUCGGCGAGAUCGUGCCCCAGGCGCUCUGCUCGCGGCACGGCUUGGCCGUGGGCGCCAACACCAUCGUGGUCACCAAGUUCUUCAUGCUGGUGACGUUCCCCCUCUCCUACCCCAUCAGCAAGCUCCUCGACUGCAUCCUGGGCCAGGAGAUCGGCACUGUCUACAACCGGGAGAAGCUGGUGGAGAUGUUGAAGGUGACGGAACCCUACAACGACCUGGUGAGGGAGGAGCUCAACAUGAUCCAGGGAGCCCUGGAGCUCCGCACCAAGACGGUGGAGGACGUGAUGACCCCGCUGCAGAACUGCUUCAUGAUCAACAGCGACGCCAUCUUGGACUUCAACACCAUGUCGGAGAUCAUGGAGAGCGGCUACACCCGCAUCCCCGUCUACGAGGAGGAGCGUUCCAACAUCAUGGACAUCCUCUACGUCAAGGACCUGGCUUUCGUCGACCCCGACGACUGCACCCCCCUCAAAACCAUCACCAAAUUCUACAACCACCCCGUCCACGUCGUCUUCCACGACACCAAGCUGGACGCCAUGCUGGAGGAGUUCAAAAAGGGUCAGGGGGCCCGGGGGUGCCGCUGCUUCCCCGAGGUGCUGCUUUCUCCCCCUCGGAGGAGGCCGAGUUCCGACGCCGUUUCUCCCUUGCAGGGCAAGGUGGAGGUGGAGGCUGGCAAGGAGUGCAUGAAGUUCGAAGCGGGAGCUUUCUCCUAUUAUGGGGUGAUGGCCCUCAGCCCCUCUCCUCCAUCUG
Opisthocomus hoazin is the source of this 1069-nucleotide messenger RNA. NCBI's taxonomy places the organism in Eukaryota, Metazoa, Chordata, Aves, Opisthocomiformes, Opisthocomidae. The record is from RefSeq and is a predicted model, not a curated record.